Messenger RNA from Manis javanica (Malayan pangolin), 4116 nucleotides. RefSeq names its product EMAP like 1 (gene EML1). Gene Ontology annotation, molecular function: microtubule binding. NCBI's taxonomy places the organism in Eukaryota, Metazoa, Chordata, Mammalia, Pholidota, Manidae. Gene Ontology annotation, biological process: microtubule cytoskeleton organization. The record is from RefSeq and is a predicted model, not a curated record. Gene Ontology annotation, cellular component: mitotic spindle.
UUAUCCACCAAUCGCAUGGGCUCUUGGCACGGGAGCACGUUCUUAUCUGCCCAGCCCAGGAUGGGGGGUGGCGGGGGUGGCCUGGCCAGGAGGGCGGGAAGCUGCCUGGGGACUGGACACGCAGCAGAGCCGGCAGCCCUGAGCCCCACCAGGUGCGUGAAGGCUGCUGAGGGCUCCGAGCUCCCCUGCAGGCCGGUGGCCGGCUGCCCGCCCAUCUCCUGCACCAUGUCGGACGGCGAGGGCCCCUCAGCUGAUGACAGCGCUUCUGCUGCAAGUAGCAUGGAGGUUACAGACCGCAUCGCCUCUUUGGAGCAGCGAGUCCAGAUGCAAGAAGAUGACAUCCAGCUGCUCAAAUCGGCUCUGGCUGACGUGGUUCGGCGGCUGAACAUUACUGAGGAACAACAGGCUGUGCUUAAUAGGAAAGGACCUACCAAAGCAAGACCACUGGUGCAAACCUUACCUUUAAGAACCACCGUCAACAAUGGCACCGUGUUACCAAAGAAACCCAGUGGCUCUCUGCCAUCCCCGUCCGGGGCCAGGAAGGAGACCGCUGUGCCAGCAGCCACCAAAAGUACCAUCAAGAGGACCAGCUCUUCUGAACGAGUGUCUCCCGGUGGUCGGCGGGAAAGCUACGGGGAUUCCAAAGGGAACCGGAAUCGUACGGGAUCCACCAGCAGUUCCUCCAGCGGCAAAAAGAACAGCGAAAGCAAACCCAAGGAGCCCGUCUUCAGUGCAGCCCUUCUGUCUCUGUCUCCGAAAUCACAAGGGAAACGCCGGGUGACACACUGCAAAGAAGAAGGAUAUGUGAAGAUGUUUCUUCGUGGACGCCCUGUCACCAUGUACAUGCCCAAAGAUCAAGUGGAUUCUUACAACUUAGAAGCGAAAGUAGAGCUACCAACCAAGAGACUUAAGCUGGAAUGGGUCUACGGGUACCGGGGCCGAGACUGCAGGAGUAACCUGUACUUGCUGCCCACGGGGGAGACGGUCUACUUCAUCGCGUCGGUGGUGGUCCUGUACAACGUGGAGGAGCAGCUUCAGAGGCACUACACUGGCCACAACGAUGACGUGAAGUGCCUAGCAGUUCAUCCUGAUCGGAUCACGAUAGCAACAGGACAAGUCGCAGGCACAUCCAAGGAUGGAAAACAGUUGCCCCCACAUGUGCGCAUCUGGGACUCUGUGACACUGAACACACUGCACGUCAUCGGAGUUGGGUUUUUUGACAGAGCUGUUACCUGCAUUGCAUUUUCGAAAUCUAAUGGGGGCAGCAGUCUCUGCGCAGUGGAUGACUCCAACGACCACGUGCUGUCCGUGUGGGACUGGCAGAAGGAGGAAAGGCUGGCAGAUGUCAAGUGUUCUAAUGAAGCUGUAUUUGCCACGGAUUUCCACCCUAUGGACACUAAUAUAAUAGUCACCUGUGGAAAAUCACAUCUCUACUUUUGGACACUAGAAGGAAACUCCUUGAUUAAGAAGCAAGGGUUAUUCGAGAAGCAAGAAAAGCCAAAGUUUGUCCUGUGUGUGACUUUUUCUGAAAAUGGCGACACCAUUACCGGAGAUUCAAGUGGCAACAUCUUGGUAUGGGGAAAAGGUACGAAUCGAAUAAGCUAUGCCAUCCAAGGAGCCCAUGAGGGUGGCAUUUUUGCACUUUGUAUGUUAAGGGAUGGCACACUGGUAUCAGGAGGAGGGAAGGACCGAAGGCUCAUUUCUUGGAAUGGAAACUAUCAGAAACUUCACAAAACUGAGAUUCCAGAACAGUUUGGUCCCAUUCGGACAGUGGCCGAGGGGAAAGGCGAUGUGGUUUUGAUAGGCACGACCAGAAACUUCGUUCUGCAGGGCACGCUGUCUGGGGACUUUGUUCCCAUUACUCAGGGUCACACUGAUGAACUCUGGGGACUGGCCAUCCAUGCCUCGAAACCUCAGUUCUUGACCUGUGGGCAUGACCGACAUGCCACUCUCUGGGAUGCUGUUGGUCACCGGCCCGUCUGGGACAAAAUAAUAGAGGAUCCAGCUCAGUCUUCUGGUUUUCAUCCUUCAGGGUCUGUGGUUGCAGUUGGAACACUGACUGGGAGGUGGUUUGUGUUUGACACAGAAACGAAAGACUUGGUCACUGUUCACACAGAUGGCAACGAGCAGCUCUCUGUAAUGCGUUACUCACCAGAUGGAAGUUUCUUAGCAAUAGGCUCCCAUGACAACUGUAUCUAUAUAUACGGAGUCGGUGACGGCGGGCGGAAGUACACGCGAGUGGGCAAGUGCUCGGGUCACUCCAGCUUCAUCACACACCUGGACUGGUCUGUAAACUCCCAGUUCCUCGUGUCAAAUUCUGGAGACUAUGAAAUCCUCUAUUGGGUCCCUUCUGCUUGUAAGCAAGUCGUAAGUGUGGAAACUACGAGAGACAUUGAAUGGGCUACAUACACCUGCACUUUGGGAUUCCAUGUCUUUGGAGUGUGGCCAGAAGGCUCCGACGGAACCGACAUCAAUGCCGUCUGUCGGGCCCACGAGAAAAAGCUCCUGUCCACUGGCGAUGACUUCGGCAAAGUGCACCUCUUCUCUUACCCGUGUUCCCAGUUCAGGGCCCCCAGCCACGUCUACAGUGGGCAUAGCAGCCAUGUCACCAGCGUCGAUUUCCUCUGUGAUGACAGCCAUCUCAUCUCCACAGGCGGCAAGGACACGAGCAUCAUGCAGUGGCGGGUCAUCUAGUCCCGGAGGAACUGAGGGAGAACAGGCUGGGGGGCUCGGGCGCCAUAGCUGGGUCACUGUGAUUGUUCUGUCUGCAAAGGUCUUACAAACCUCAGGAAAACUCCUCCCACGACCAGUUACCUUAGCUCAGUGAGUCGGUGAGCGCCACGUCGGAUCGCAGUUCUGGUGUCUCUUUUGUUGUACAAUAUAUCAAACCAGUGCAGAUUUAAUAUAAAAACGAUGCCGAGGUGUACAUGGGGGUGACAUCGGCAGAAGUAACUGGUGUGUCCCUCGUAGCUCUUCCAUGAACUCUUCAAAAAUGGUCACGGAAUGCCUUCUAAAAUACUGUAUAUAGGCUCUACUGUGCCACCAUCCAGCUCGCUACAUCAAAUAUUUAUGACAACCAGGAGGUACUGAAUCAUUAUGGCUGUUGAUUAACUGGUCCUAAGUGGGUAAAUCAAUUGAGAAGAGAGUGAAUUACUGAUUAGCACAGCUGGAUCAGGAAAGGCAAACAUGACUCUAUUUGGUUACAUGUUCUAAGGUUUACUCAGUUCUCCCUCUGGGAGGCAGGUGAGAAAGAGGUUGUCUUCUUGUGUUAAGUAGAUUCUACUCCGGAUCAGGAGGAUACAUGGGCAUUUUGGAGUUUUGGUUAGACAGUCUGCCUAACCAAAUGCAGUCAGCCACCUAACACCCUUUUCUUCCCUGUUCACGUGCCCUGAACAAUGGGGGGACAUUUAGCCCCCUUCCUCUGUAUAUUAAUUGGCAUGAUAUGGUAUUGGACUUGCAAAGAAUUUUAGGAAUUCAUGAUAAAUACGUAAGGCUAGGCUUUACUAUUUUAUGUUGAUGGACAUUGUAUAUUUGUAUUUUAAGACCAGGUAGACCAAGUCAAAAGACAUCUCGUACAUGUACCACAGACCUAUGGCCGCGGGGAGAAGUCGGAGUGCUCCAGAAGGCAUAAGGGCAGCUCCCUUGGUGCAUGGAUGGCUCAUUACCUUCUGAAAUAAGAUCAUGUUCUGAUGAGUAAAACAUACGUGGCAUACAUUUGUCAAGAAGGCCUUAUCCAUUUUGAUUGUGUGACAGAUUGAAAUUUAUUGUUUACAUCUGGGAAUGUAUCUCAGAUAUCAAAAAUAGAAGAGUAAUAAGCAGACUUAAAAACAAAUAUUAAGAUUUUUCACUUGUUCUAGGCAAACAAAUGAAUUGAGUUGUCUGACCUCUACAGCACCGGUUGCUUAGAGUGGCUGAUUACAUGCAACGUUUGCAAACAUUUUUCAUGACAUCUCCAUCCUGCUGAAGUGCAGGGCACCAGUAAACAGUAUGUACUAAAGAUGAAUCUGUUUGUAUGGAUCCUUAUCAAAUAUAUUCUGUAAUGAAAUAAAAUCUGAAAAGUGGAUUUCUUAUUGACCUAUAAUCAUGAAAGUAUAUAAAUUAAAAUAUUUAAAAUUA